Osmia lignaria (orchard mason bee) is the source of this 2756-nucleotide messenger RNA. Its product is annotated as solute carrier family 25 member 32. The record is from RefSeq and is a predicted model, not a curated record. NCBI's taxonomy places the organism in Eukaryota, Metazoa, Arthropoda, Insecta, Hymenoptera, Megachilidae. Gene Ontology annotation, biological process: nucleotide transport; transmembrane transport.
CGUUUCCUGCAUACAAAUGGCGGGUGUGUGUUCGAUUUACUCGACGAUACACGUGGUCUACGAGAAUUGCACAUUAUGCAAAGAUACUAAGAAAUCUUUGGGUCUAUUUUAUGACUCAUUUCUUUGACCCUGGAUCAUUCGGUUAACGAUGGUCGACCGCACAUCAAACUAGAACGUUCACGGUAACUGUAAAGUUGAAUCGACCAGUCGGCAAAACAUUGCGACAAAUGGCGUAUCUAAUCGAUAAGAAGAAAUAAACCAUUGAGGACAUAUAUACGCCAUUUGCAAUGACAAUUUCUAGAAUAUUAAUUCGAACGUUUCGUCAUGUAAACGUGAUGAGGAAAUAGUCAUGUGGUAUUUUCAUUAGUCAUUGUUUGAAUAUACCUGAACUAUAAAUGGUUCCGCUAUUGGUAUACCUUGAAUAUUAGAAUUAGAAAUGAUAGAGAUUUUGUAAAAGUUCGUAAACGACAAUUAUACGUAAAAUGUGAGCGGAAUUCGGUAACAUUUCGGGUCGUUGAUCUUACCCGAUAUUCGAUAACAAGGUCAGCCGAGCAAAAGCACGUGGCAUCGAGAAGAAUCGAGAAUGAGCGAUGGCCAUUCAGAAAAGUCUAAACAGUACAAAAGCUUGCUAAGCGCAUUCAAACAAAUUUUGAAGACUGAAGGAGUAAGAGGACUUUACAAAGGUAUAGUACCAAAUGUUAUCGGAUCUGGAAGUGCAUGGGGCUGCUACUUCCUUUUCUACAAUACCAUUAAAUCAAAGAUCCAAGGGGGAGACGUGGAGAAAGCUUUAGGACCCGCGAUGCACAUGUGUGCUGCAGCAGAAGCUGGAAUUCUUACUUUAAUUAUAACAAAUCCACUUUGGGUAGUAAAGACACGUUUGUGUUUGCAAUACAAUGAGGAUGUGAAUCUUCCGGAAUCGAAAAGGUACAACGGUACAAUAGAUGCAAUUAGAAAGAUUUAUAGAACAGAUGGAAUCAGGGGCUUCUACAAGGGCUUUUUUCCUGGAAUGUUAGGUGUUUCACAUGGUGCCAUUCAGUUUAUGGUGUAUGAAGAAUUGAAAAACCGUUACAAUAGGCAUUUGAAUGUUGCAAUUGACACAAAACUGGCUCAACAGUAUUAUAUCAUGUUCGCGGCUGUUUCAAAAUCGAUCGCAGCAGGUCUAACUUAUCCAUAUCAAGUUGUCAGAGCACGUCUUCAAGAUCAUCACCAUGAUUACAAAGGCACCGUUGACUGUGUUCAAAAGAUAUGGAGGUUUGAGGGGUGGCGUGGAUUUUACAAAGGUUUGAGCGCGAACCUGGCCAGGGUGGUCCCGGCGACGGUGAUCACGUUUGUGGUGUACGAAAAUGUUUCUCGGUUCCUUCGUCGCUGGAGGGAUGAAGACAGAACAUCGCUGCCUUUUAUAGUGAAGGAGAUCGAGAAUUAAAUAAUUAUUUGAUUCAAGUCAACACUGCCAAUUGAUCGAAACAGAAUGGUUCAAUUAUUCAGUUUUGCCGCUUUAAUUUAAAUGGAGCACCCCGGAAGUCGAGUGUUCCAGUUAAAUUAGAGUUUUAAUAAAAAUUUGAAAAUUAACUGUAUUGCAUUUUGACUCGAAAUAAUUUAUUUAUUUAAAGUUUCGCCGCCUCAAUUUAAGCGGAGCACCCCGGAAGUCGAAUCGUAUCUCGAAAAGGAAACUCCAGUUUGAACUCGAAAAAGAACUCGCAGUUUUCAUGGUGUUUUUAAUUAAUUGGCAAAGUUUGAAUAAUUGUCAUGAUUAUGCUCGACGAAAAUUUUGGUUAAAUUGCAGAAGAACGGAACAGCAUGCAUUUAAUUAAUUCCAAUCAUUUAACGAGUUGCAUCUGCAAGAUUUAGACGAGAUUUUCUUUCACAAACGUCGUACUUGUAUCCAUAUGGUUAUCAUGUACGAUCAAACCACAUAUUGCAUCGUUAUUAUUGAAAGCAAUUGUAAAUACAGCAACCGAAUUGUUACCAUUGAUCAGAAUUUCAUUUAUCUCAAGUUUUUUCGAACGUUAUCGAUUUUACACUAUACCCCUACGAAUUGUUCGACCGGAAAUGAUUUAAAUGCACACUACGUACACAAAAUUGCGAAUUUUACAAAGUGGAAUUGCAACAAGCGUUGGAAACAUUGUACGGUUGUUAAGUUUCACUUAAUUCGUACCAAUUGGAUUAUUUUAAAUUGUAUUUAUUUUCAAUUGGUUCGAACAACGAUACAUAGGAUAAUUGAAAAAAAAAUCGUAUCCAUCGGUGUGAAACAAAAUUGGAUGCAGUUUCAGUUUUAAUUCCUUUGAAAUGAAUUUUCAUGCCAACUUUUUAUUAUUCUAAUUAACGAUUGUAUGACGUGAAUGAUACUUGUAAACACUUGUUCAAAUAUUCAUAAAUCCGGAACACUUUAGUUCCUGAAUCAUGCGUAUUUAUUAUUAAAUUCUGGAUUUAUGAUUUAUUUAUACCGAGGCGAAAGCAUCAGUAAACCUUUGGUGUUAAUUGUCAUGCAGAAUCAUUUUAAUGUUGUAUCCAUCAUCAAUGCUUAAUAGGAUACGUGACUUAAUGCUCUUUAUUUAUUUCAUGUAAAUGCGAUGUACAGUUUCGAUGUUUAUUCAAAAAUCAUUUGCAGUGACUGUAUGAGAAGUUUCAAUCUUCUGAAAAAUAUGAAGGGUAAUUAGAUGCUCGUUACGUAGUACGUAAGUAUCUUCAUUUCAUUUCUUUGUGGGAUAAGAAUUACUUAAGCCUCUCGCUUAUAAAAAAGAUGAUUUACGUGAAAA